Molecule: messenger RNA, 2055 nt
Organism: Diuraphis noxia (Russian wheat aphid)
Lineage: Eukaryota; Metazoa; Arthropoda; Insecta; Hemiptera; Aphididae
Biological process (GO): positive regulation of transcription by RNA polymerase II
Cellular component (GO): nucleus
Molecular function (GO): transcription coactivator activity
Source: RefSeq, a predicted model, not a curated record
AUUCGUAGUCUCCGGGUAGUACUAAAUACGAUGAUAAUAUUAACAAUAUUAUAAUUUAUUACUUGUCGUAGGUCGAGUGUCGGGUCUGUUUGUUGCCGCCGGCUCGAGGGUGCGCGUCAAAAAAUCCGUUUUUGUUUACCGGAACGCUCGCACGCACGUACUCGCACGCACACUCCUCACACCAACAGUAAACAGAGUGACAGACGCACAUUUUAAUUUUUUCUCCGCGUUCUUCAAUAUCGAUUUGUCGGAUUUGUCCACUUCAUAUCUUGUUUGUCUUAUUUCUCCCUUUUUCCGUUACUGUCCAGUGUUUUACGCGUUCCCGAGCGUCCUUUCCGACACACUUUCCGCGUGAUCUUGCUAUCAACGUUUUUCAGCUCAUCGUUGUUGUUGUUUACUUCCUCGACCGUCACACACCGUCGUCAUUCUGGCCGCCCGCAGCGCGAAUAGAAACCAGCUCGAUAUGGCGUCCGCAGCAGCCGCGGCCGCCUACAACCAAAACCGCCGAGUGCCGCCUACUAUGCAAAUCCAAAAAAUACUUGAUGAAAAUGCACAACUGAUUUCAACUAUUCAAGAAUUUCAAAGUAAAGGAAAAGCUCAAGAUUGUGUUCAAUUCCAGCAAAUUCUUCACCGUAAUUUAGUCUACUUGGCAUCUGUGGCGGAUUCGAAUCAAAACAUUCAAUCAUUGCUUCCGCCACCAAGUAUUGCUUUGCAACAAGGUAUGCAAGCUCAAGGGCAGCACAUGCACCAGAUACAACAGCAACAGCAACAACAUCAACAGCAUCAGCAGCAAUUACAGCAACAACAGCAACAGCAACAGCAGCAGCAACAACAGCAGCAGCAGCAACAGCAACAGCAACCUCCACCACCAUCUGUUAUGAUGGGUGGACCAGAUGGUCAAAAUCCUCAGUCAAUACAACAGCAACAACAACAGCCUCAGCAAGGUCCACCUCAACAGGCCAUGAACCAAGUGUUUACUCAAGGACAAGUAGGACCAAUGCCUCCUAGUGGAUAUCGUCCUCAACAAUCAAUUGCUCCAAUGCGUCCACCUUCUCAACAAUACAGACCAUCACCUCAGUAUCAAGGACAACAAGGCUAUCAAAAUUUUACAACUACACAAAGUAGUGCCGUUGUUGGUACUAGCCAAGCAGGUGGAGGUGUCGUGUACAACCAACCACCAAACCAACCUUAUCCAGGUCAAGGAUAUGGUCAUCAGCAACCAGUGCCCAGUUCCAACUAUCCAAAUCCUAAUUAUGCCAAUCCACCUACAAAUCAACAGUACCAACCAAAUGGUCCAUAUGGCAACCAGCCUGGUGGUAGUUAUCCACAAAAUACUGUUUCUUCUCAGCCACAGAAUUUCCCGCCUAACUAUCCACCUGCUGGAUAUGUUCAACAACCAGUGAGUUCAAGCAGUGGCUAUGGUCCUGUAACAAAUCAACCGUCAGCAUAUACUGGUUAUGGAAAUGCGCCUCAAAAUACUUAUGCUUCUUCUCAGACAACUCAAUCGGCGCCAUCUGCCUCUACACAGACAUACCCACCACCGCCUAACCAACCUGUUCCUAAUGCUGCUGUUGCUGUACAACAGACUGCUCCCGCACCUCAACCUAACUAUCCUGCACCACAACAACCCAACGCUCAAUCAUACCAAUCUCCUAAUAAUGGACCCAACCAACAGCCUGGACCACCUCAAAACUAUCCGCCUCAGCAAGGUUAUCAACCUCCACCUCAAGGAUAUCCACAAGGUUAUCCAACACCGGGUCAACCUGGUGGCUAUCAGCCAUAUCCACAGAGACCUUUGGUUCCUCCAUCUAAUCAGUCCCAAUAUCCGGGAUAUCCUUAUCAGCCUUCACCUGUUUAAGUAAUAAUGAACAAGACAAAAUAUGAACAUUAAUUAUUUAUUUAAAACCUUAUUUUUAACAAUAUUGAUACUGAAUCAAUGUACUUUAAUUUACUUAGAUUAUAAUUUUUAUUUUUUUUUUGUACUUGUUUAUUAAAUAUUGGUACAUGCAGCUUGUAAAUUAUUAUUAUGUAUACCCAUUAGCACUUAUGAAUUUG